AACCUCACGUUAUCAUGAACUGUCGUCAAGUGUCGUGAGUCCAACUUUUUAGUUGUCAAAAUCAUAGAUAAACACUUGAAAAUUAUCGAACGUGGGUGAUUGACGUUCACGAGACUCAGUGCCACUGUCGAGUAAUCAAAGUGAAAAUGACUGAAGUGUACAAUUUGGGUCUUGAUGCAGUCACCUGUCAUGUUUGGAAUGAGGGUCACACAGAAAUUGCUGUGUGCCCCAAUAACAACGAAGUUCACGUUUACAAGCAAGAAGGAUCCAACUGGAAACUGUCAGAGGUGCUCCAGAAACAUGACCAACGAAUCAUGGGUAUUGACUGGGCACCAAAGACUAAUCGCAUAGUGACCUGUGCUGCUGACAAAAAUGCCUAUGUUUGGACUCAGAAUGAGGAAGGCAAGUGGACUCCAUCCUGGGUUUUGUUAAGAACAAAUAGGGCAGCUACCUGUGUCAAAUGGUCACCUAAUGAAGACAAGCUAGCAGUUGGUUCUGGUGACAGGGUCAUUUCUGUGUGUUACUUUGCCUCAGAAAACAAUUGGUGGGUAUCUAAGCACAUAAAAAAACCUCUGCGCUCUACUGUGACUGCCAUUGAUUGGCAUCCAGACAAUAAAAUUCUAGCUGCUGGUUCAACAGAUUAUAAAGUGAGAGUUUUUAGUGCGCACAUUAGAGACAUUGAUCAUAGCAACAGUGAUAGUUCUUGGGGUAACAGUUCUACCCUUGGUACUCUGUUUGUUGAUUUUUGUAAUUCUCUGAAUGGUGGUGGAUGGGUGCACGAUGUUGCCUUUAGUCCUUGUGGCACAAAAGUUUGUUGGGUUGGACAUAGUUCAUCAAUAUGCAUUGCUGAUUCCUUGAAAGGAAAUCUUGUUAGUCGUGUCCUCACGGAAUACUUGCCAUUCCUAAGAUGCAUUUGGCUAGAUAACAGUCUCAUUAUUGCCACUGGCCAUGAUUGCAUGCCAAUGGUUUACAAAGUUGAUGAUUUAGGCAAACUAAAUUUUGUUUCAAAACUAGACAAUACUCAGAAAAAAGAAGCAGCUGGUUUGACUGCAAUGAGAAAGUUUCAGUCUCUGGAUAGACAGGCCAGGACAGAAAUCAAUGAUAGCGCUCUGGAUAGUAUACAUCAAAAUACAAUAACUUGCAUUAGGAAGAGAUCGAAAACUAAAUUCAGCACAAGCAGCUUAGAUGGACUUCUAGUUGUAUGGGAUAUCAAGACUCCUGAAUUGAUGAUGAAUUCCAUGAGGAUUAACUAAUUAACUUUCCAUUUUCUUUUU
Molecule: messenger RNA, 1274 nt
Organism: Phymastichus coffea
Lineage: Eukaryota; Metazoa; Arthropoda; Insecta; Hymenoptera; Eulophidae
Gene: Arpc1
Product: actin-related protein 2/3 complex subunit 1A-B
Exons: 1
Coding region: 147-1253 (368 amino acids)
Biological process (GO): Arp2/3 complex-mediated actin nucleation
Cellular component (GO): actin cytoskeleton; Arp2/3 protein complex
Molecular function (GO): actin filament binding
Source: RefSeq, a predicted model, not a curated record